This is a messenger RNA of Magnolia sinica, 3367 nucleotides long. Its product is annotated as disease resistance protein RFL1-like. Gene Ontology annotation, molecular function: protein binding; ATP hydrolysis activity; ADP binding. The transcript is spliced from 3 exons. NCBI's taxonomy places the organism in Eukaryota, Viridiplantae, Streptophyta, Magnoliopsida, Magnoliales, Magnoliaceae. The record is from RefSeq and is a predicted model, not a curated record. Bases 322 to 3213 code for a protein of 963 amino acids.
UCAUACAGAUAUUAUUUUUUUUACUUCAUUACUCCCAACAAUACUUUCAUUUCAUUCCUCUGCAACCUUUAAAAACCCCAUUACCUUACCUCACCAUCCAUCUACCCAUCACAUGUCCACAUGUGUAUGCCCAGCAUUUCUCUACAUGUGGCAUUAGCCCCACUCUUCUACUCAAGGGUACAAGGAAUUCGAUCGCAAUAAUCAAAAGCUUCUCAGAAGUGAAGUCAUAUACACAACAUUUUCACAGCAUUAUUUCCAACUGAAGUUCCAUUUCAUUCCUCUUCAACCUUACUUGCCCAUCCAUCCAUACAUCCAUCUAGAAUGGAUUCGUUGGGUCCGGUUAUGCAGAUCAUUCUCCCCUUCUGGGCUCCUGUUUCACGGCAAAUCAGUUAUUUCAAAGACCUCAGUAAGAACGUAGAGAAAUUGAAGAAGGAAAUGGAUGAACUACAAGACAUGCGUGAUGAAAUUCAAGCUGAUGUCGACGAUGCUAUAUCAGUUGGAAAGAGACAGAAGCCCUUAGUGGAGAAUUGGCUCAGGGACGUCAGAAAGAUCGAAACCCAAGUCGAUUCAAUAAGAUUGGAGUUUGAACAAAGGGGAACAAUCUUGAAUGGUUGUUGCACGGACCACUUUUCUCGUUAUAAAUUGAGUAAAAGGGUUGUUAAAAAUCUCAAACACAUCGAAAACCUCAGAGGAAAAGGUGUAUUUGAUAUGGUGGCUGAGAGCCCUCGCCGGCCCAGGGUGUUGGAGAUGCAAACAUCAUUACCACGAGAACAACAAAGCACGUCUGAGCAAACCAUGGAGGAGAUAUGGAAAUGCUUACAUGACGACGAGAAUGGGGUCGUAUGUGUUUAUGGGAUGGGUGGAAUAGGGAAAACCACUAUCAUGAAAGCCAUAAACAAUAGGUUCAUAGGCACCAGUGACUUCGAAAUAGUGAUUUGGGUAAGUGUGUCCAAGGAUCUCAACUUGGGAUUAAUACAAAAGAGGAUUGGAAAGUACUUGGCUAUCAGGUUUGAUGAUAACGAAGACAUCGAAGAGAACAGGGACAGGCUGUUUGCUCGGUUGAAGAAUGUGAAAUAUCUGCUCAUCUUAGAUGACCUAUGGGAAGCAUUUAUCUUGGAUCAAGUCGGAAUUCCAAAGCCAGACAAGCAUAACAGAUGUAAGAUCGUGAUAACCACCCGAUUCAUUAAAGUGUGUACUGCAAUGGGGGCCAAUAAGCUGAUUAAAGUCAGGACACUUACGCGUGGGGAUGCAUCGAAUUUGUUCUAUGAAAAAUGUGGGGAUGUGGUUCUUUCAUCAGAUAUUCGACUGGUAGUAGAGAAGGUUGUGGAGGAAUGCGGCGGAUUACCAAUUGCAAUUAAAACUGUGGGACAGGCCAUGCAUUGCAAGGAUAAGAAAGAGCUAUGGGAGAAUGCAUUGAGGGCAUUGAAAGGAUCAUCACCUGAGAUUCCAGGUAUGGAGCGUGAAGUGUUUCUUCCUUUGAAACUUAGCUAUGAUUGCCUAGAAAAUGAUAAGAUCAAAGCAUGUUUCCUGUAUUGUUCAUUGUUUCCGGAAGAUCACGAUAUAAACAUAAAUGAUCUAGUAACAUACUUGGCCAUCGAGGAAGGAUUCAUAGAAAAUGUAAAUAACUUGGAAGAAGCAUCAAACAAGGGGCAUGAUAUCCUUGAAAGAAUCAAGGACGCAUGCCUCUUGGAGGAAGGGUCCAAAGGAAAUGAAUAUGUUAGAAUGCAUGUCGUGCUCCGCAACUUAGCUAUAUGGAUCACUUCAUCGUCAUCAUUCAUCGAAGGCUCAAAAUUCCUUGUGCAAGCUGGGGAGGGACUUGUGCAGCCACCAGAAGAGAAAAUGUCAGGAGGGAUUGAAAGGAUUUCAUUGAUGUGCAACAAAAUAGAAUUUCUCCGAAUUAAACCCGAUUGCCCUAACUUGGUCUCCUUGUUCCUCAAUGACAACUGUCAAUUACAUACCAUUCACAGUAGUUUCUUUGAGCUCAUGCCGAAACUUCAGAUCCUCGAUCUAAGUAAUACCUUCAUUGAAUGUCUCCCAGUGUCGUUAUCGCAAUUGGUGAAUCUACGUGUGCUCAUUCUAAGAUCCUGCAGACGUCUAGUGAAGGCACCACCAUUGGAAAAUUUGAAGGAACUCCAACUUCUUGAUCUCUCAUACUCUGGCUUCAAAAACUUGCCUCAAGGCAUUGCAAGUUUGGUUAAACUUAAGCGAUUGAAUCUAUCAUUUUCUCAUCUCGCCAUAAUUCCCUACAAUACGAUAUAUGGGCUAACUAGUCUGGAGGAUCUGAGCAUGUUGGGGGUGAUACACAAGGACAGAACUACUUUCGGCAAGACUGCAAACAUGACACACCUGAGUUCUUUAAGAAUCAGCAUGUCCCAUCUUAAUGGCUUCAUGGCAAGUGAUAUGUUCCAUCAAUGGUUUUCGGGCUUGAGAAGAUUCAAUGUUCAAGUUGGCUAUGAAAGGAAUGAGGAAGUCAUGUGCUUGUCUGAUAAGGAGAUAUGCAUCCGUGGAUGUGAUAAUUUCGCCUGCGGGAUUGAGGGUUUCAUAAAACUUGCAAUCACUGUACGCUUCCAAGAAUGCAAAGGUCUAACAAGUCUUUCUCAGUUAGUAGGUGAUUCGAAGAGUUUAAGACAUCUUGUAGUCUUUGGAUUCAGUGGAUUGGAAUGCAUUAUAGACUGGAGAAAGGUAGGAGAUGAUGCAUUGGAAUGUUUACGGGAGUUAGAUCUCUGUAAUUUACCAAACUUGGAGAAGGUAUUUGAUGGUGGAGCGCCUCCCCCGAACACUCGCUUUCAAAACCUAAGAAGAGUACAGCUUCAAGAUUGUCCCAAUUUAAGGUGUCUCUUCUCCUCGAGUAUGGUCGAACAUCUACAUCAGUUAGAGUUGCUUCAAGUAUUCGAUUGUCCCGAAAUGCAGGAGAUUAUAGAAGGUGACAUGCUGCCUGAUAAUUCAUUUCCAAGAUUAUGCUUCCUACGGUUGCAGAAUUUAUCGAAAUUAGCAAGCAUUUUUAGCCAGAGAUUUAUUUUUAUAUCUUUGGAAAAGAUCUAUGUACGUUCGUGUCCUAGAUUGAAGAAGCUCCCUCUUUUCUGCUCAAGCAUCUAUGAAAUAAAAGGAGAAAUAAAAGGCGAGAAGGAAUGGUGGGAAGGAUUAGAGUGGGAAGACGAGAACUCCAAGUCUCUCUACUCCAGAAUUUACCAGAGUCCUCAUUCUUUUAUCUAGAAAGGGUGAAGUGGAUUUCUGUCAUUAGCUCAGGAAGAUUUCUGGAUAAUAUCACAAGAAGAACAGGAAACUCUAAAAUCUCCUGAGAUAUUCCCAUUGCUAGAAAUUGUUAAGAAUGUGAUUUUUCACUAUCUGUUUUAUAUUUACUUUGCAG